AUGGCCGUCGAAAUCACCCCUUCCAAGCAGGCUGCCUCGGCCUUGAACUCCUUCAAGAUGGAGUCGCCCGUCAAGAAGCUGGACUUUGGCGCGUCCAACAAGGAGAACAUGCUAGACGUCGCGGCUUUCCACGCCUUGGGCAAGCAAGUCGAGUCCGAGCAGAAGCCCGAUACUGAAGAAACUGAGAAGGAGUCUUUGACUCCUUCUGUCGCUCCCGGCAUCAAGGCCGAUGAAAUCGACGAGCCACUCCUGCAGGAGAACCCGCAGCGCUUUGUUCUCUUCCCCAUCAAGUAUCACGAGAUAUGGCAAAUGUACAAGAAGGCUGAGGCUUCUUUCUGGACAGCCGAAGAGAUAGACCUGUCCAAGGAUUUGCACGACUGGAAUAAUCGCCUGAACGACGAUGAAAAGUAUUUCAUUUCUCACAUCUUGGCAUUCUUUGCUGCCUCGGAUGGCAUCGUCAACGAAAACCUGGUUGAGCGGUUCAGCGGCGAGGUGCAGGUUCCUGAAGCCCGUUGUUUCUACGGGUUCCAGAUCAUGAUGGAGAAUAUCCAUUCCGAGACGUAUUCUUUAUUGAUCGACACGUAUAUCAAGGAGCACGCGCAGCGAAAUUACCUCUUCAAUGCCAUUGAAACCAUUCCUUGCAUCCGUAAAAAGGCCGACUGGGCCAUCCGCUGGAUCCAAGACAAGGAGUCUAGCUUCGCCCAACGAUUGGUUGCCUUCGCCGCUGUCGAGGGCAUCUUCUUCAGUGGUGCAUUCGCGUCCAUCUUUUGGCUCAAGAAGCGCGGCCUCAUGCCCGGGCUUACCUUCUCAAACGAACUCAUAUCCCGUGACGAGGGUUUGCACACCGACUUUGCAUGCCUGCUGCACUCUCAUCUCAAGCAAAGAGCAAGCAAGCAAAUCAUCCAAGAAAUCAUCACCGAUGCCGUCACCAUUGAGCAAGAUUUCCUGACGGAGGCUCUGCCGUGCGCUCUUCUCGGCAUGAACUCCACACUGAUGAAGCAAUACAUCGAAUUCGUUGCCGACCGCCUGUUGGUUGCUCUCGGGAAUGAAAAGGUGUACAAGACAGCGAAUCCGUUUGAUUUUAUGGAGAAUAUCUCCCUGGGUGGCAAGACCAACUUUUUUGAGAAGCGAGUUGGUGAAUACCAGAAGGCCGGUGUCAUGGCCAGUACUUCCAAGAAGGUCGACGAGAGCAGUGCCGUCUCUGACGAUAAUGAAGUCGGCGGUGACUUUUCCUUUGACGACGACUUCUAG
Molecule: messenger RNA, 1251 nt
Organism: Ustilaginoidea virens
Lineage: Eukaryota; Fungi; Ascomycota; Sordariomycetes; Hypocreales; Clavicipitaceae
Exons: 4
Coding region: 1-1251 (416 amino acids)
Biological process (GO): deoxyribonucleotide biosynthetic process
Molecular function (GO): oxidoreductase activity
Source: RefSeq, a predicted model, not a curated record